Messenger RNA from Penaeus monodon (black tiger shrimp), 438 nucleotides. RefSeq lists its product as uncharacterized. NCBI's taxonomy places the organism in Eukaryota, Metazoa, Arthropoda, Malacostraca, Decapoda, Penaeidae. The coding region runs from base 1 to 438 and encodes 145 amino acids. The transcript is spliced from 2 exons. The record is from RefSeq and is a predicted model, not a curated record.
AUGUACAACUGCCAGCUUGAAGACAAGAAGAAAAGAAAGAACCGCAGAGAGAAGCGAGACACUGACGAAAACGAACCAAAGGAGAAGAGGCGAAAGCUGAGACGCAGGAAGCAAGAGACGCCAGGCACCGCGACUGCAAGCAAACCGAGGCAAGAAGCGAAACGACAAGGAAAGGAAGGCGCCCCUGGAGAUCGCCCGAAGAGGAAGAAGAAACUGCGAAAGAUGGGAGACGUCGGCGGGGAAGAGUCCCAAAAAAACCCGAAGCCCAAGAAGCUAAGAAGGAAGCUCGGGAGGCAAGGACAGAAGGAUAAGAAAUCAAUCCUGCAAGACGCCGGAGGAGACGAAUACAACCCGAGGAAGUACAACAAUUUUCUACAUCGACGUCGGGGUGAACAUCAGGAGCUACAAGAAGUGGAUCCUCAACGGGGUGUUCAAUAA